UUAAUUAACUUCAUCUUUAAUAAUUUGUAAGUUUUCGAUAAGUGUCAAAACAAGGGUGGUUCCAAAUCUCAAAUGGAGUAUCCGAUUAAAAGAGUUAAUAAUGACAAAUCAUUGAGAUGUCUUAUUGAAAAUUACCAGAUUACUAUUCUAAAUCCAUGCCGGCGAGGAAAGAAACUGCUAGUUCUUGAUAUAGACCACACUCUAUCUGAUCAUACAACGUCAGAAGACCCCAUGAGACCAUAUCUACAUGAAUUUCUCUCGGUCACUUACGCAAAGUAUGAUAUCAUUAUCUGGUCUGCAUCCAGAAUGAAGAAGAUUAAGUCCAAACUAGAACAACUUGGAGUUAUUAAUAGCCCCAAUUAUAAUAUAGUCACACUUCUUGAUCGUAAGGCAAUGUUGAUGACUAGCAACAUAAUAAAAGAUCGUGACAGUGGCAGGUCAUUUACUACUUGCAAGCCCUUACAUCUAAUUUGGGCCAAAUUUCCAGAGUUUUACGACCCGAGAAACACUAUAAUGGUGGAUGAUAUGGAGAAGAACUUUAAAAUGAAUCCACAGAAUGGUCUGACCAUAAAGGCAUUCUGGAAGCACAACUAUGCUAAUGAUGAGGAACUCUGUAAACUUGCCCAAUAUUUGCUUGCCAUUUCUGAACUUGAUGACUUAAGUUCCCUCGAUCACAAAUGUUGGGAGAAAUAUUUAACGAAGAGUGCAUAAACAAUGGUAGAGCUCGUCCUCCUCCAGAACCACCUCUGUACCAUGAAGAAUUUUGUGGGCUCCCAACCCGUCGCGGGGGCUGAUGAUUUCUGCAAAAAAGGGAGGAUGUUGGAGCUUGUCUGUGGUGAUCAAGAUUCGACUUAAUUUACACGUUUUUAUUUAUUUCUUUUGGUUGUUGGUUUCCAAGAACAUGGUUGUUUCCGUUUCUGUUGUUUUUUGUUUGCGAACUCUUACAUUAGGUGGGGAUGAUGAUUCUGCUUUAACCAUGAUAGGCUCGUGUAGACCCGUUAUAGGAUCAGCGAAUCAUAUUGCUCUGUCUAGGGUGAUUGGUUCUCCGGCUGGUUCGAGGGUUGAUGGCUGGGAGUGGUUUCUUUAUCUUUGUUAUGCCUCGCUGAAUGUUCUUUUAUCAAUAUAAGCCGCCUUUUUCCACAAAAAAAAUAUUAUUACAAAGUAAAUUUAGAAUCAUCUUGAGCAAGAAUCAAUCAAGAAUCAACAAAGGAUCAUGGAAGGGAUCUUACAAGAUCAAAGGAAAGUGCAAGGGAACAAGAAAUCAUGCAAGAAAUGUGAUUUGGUGACUUACCCGGUCAGUAUAGCCUUUACCCGGUCGGGUAUGAAGUGACCCGGACAAAAAGACGUGCAGAAAACACAAAAUCGUGGGCAAAAUAUUUGAUUUUGACAAAUACCCGGUCGGGUAUCUCAAAUACCCGGCCGGGUAUCCGGUGCAGCACCUUCAAAACACCUAUAAAUAGCCCCAUUUUUCUUCACUUUUAAUCACUCCUUCUUCCAUACUCUUAAGCUCAG
Messenger RNA from Cuscuta epithymum, 1512 nucleotides. Lineage: Eukaryota; Viridiplantae; Streptophyta; Magnoliopsida; Solanales; Convolvulaceae. The record is from the annotation of a GenBank genome assembly.